CGCACAUAGCGAGCAUCGCGAUAUAUUUACGCAAACGGGGAGACCAAGGAGGAACGGUGGCAACGGUCCAGCAGACACGACGUUACAGAAAUAGAUUUCGGCGGCGAUGCAACGGCCGCCCGCGGACGAGCAGCGCCGUUCAAACCGACACCAGAGACAAGGCCCAGUAUCGUGUGGACUAGUUCCCGAGAAAAACCGGAAAAGUCAACCCCGGCGAGGUGUCCCACAUGAACAACCCGGGAGCUGAAAAAUGGCGACCAAUGGCCAUAUCGAAUCCAUCCACAAAGUUGAGAAUGGCAAGAUCCAUGCCCCAUUGGGUCCUGACGCAGCAGCAAGCAGAGCAACAACAUCGUCGGCCCCCGACGCCUCCGAAAAUCCCGCCACCGUCGCUCUCCGGGGACUGUGGAGACCCCGACUACGAGAUCAUCGAGUUUCCGACCCGACCGCAAGCCCAGAAACCCUCGAUGCCCCAAUCGAAUGUUGGUAAGUGCGCUCUGUGCGGCACCGAGAACGUGUUCGCGCGUUGCGACACGUGCAACGAGAACUUCUGCGAGGCCUGCGACGACAUGAACCACAAGCAUCCGAAGCGGAAGGGCCACGUCCGCAGAAGGAUCCUGACCGCCAACGCAAGCAGAAGCAAACCGCCACUCCCACCGAAGGGGGAGAACCUGUUGAAUCCUCCACCAGUGCCACCACCGCGGAGGAAUCGCAAGACCUCUCAGGCUAAAUCAGCGUUAAUCAAAGGAUCUGCGCAACUUUCUUUGCUCGACAAGGUGGGGAGCUUGAAGCGCAAUUUUUCCAAUGCAAAACCAUCGUUGGACUCGAGCGCGAGAGUGUCAAAAUCUACGAAUACUUUAAACACGUCUUCCAACGAUGCUUCAGGAUCAGGAACAGAUAAAAUGACUACUCUACAGGAGAGAUAUAGAAAAUACCAGGAAGUGAUGAGGGCUCAAGAUGCGAAUAGGCGACGACACCCAUCCGCUGACACGAAGGACACUUUGAGCGGAAAACCAUUCAGCGUAGGCAGUCCAAAACCGGCACCGCCACUUCCGCCUCCGCCGCCACCUAGAACUAUGAUACAAUCAGCCAGCGUUUGCGACUUAACCGCUGCUCAUAUGUGGAAUACAGGAAUGCAUCAGGCCCAAUCAAUAGCACAUCUCGGACCCGGCGGCAUGCCGAUGAUGUGGUAUCCACCGGUUAACUCCUGGGAUGUAUCGAUGGGAGGUUCCAAUCUGAGCCUGCAUCAUCCAAGCAUGUGGGGAUAUCCCAUGGGCUAUCCGUCAGCACAAAUGCUACCUUCGCAUUAUCCAGGAUCUCUUUCUAGAGGGCACAGUCCAGCCAGAAGCGUUAAGUCUAGAAGAUCGAGACCGGCGUCUCCAUCUCCUAGUUUGAAAUCCAGGAAGUCUUAUGUUUCAAGAUCGCGAUCGAGAAGGUCGCCCGGGUCACCAUCAGAUGCGAGUUCUGAGAACUCCGACGAGUCCGAUAUAGACGACAGACUUUCCCGUGGAUCCAGAAGUAGACGCGGCAGUGUUCCCAAAAGCAUACGACAACGAAGCUAUCACGAUGAAGAUACUAGAAGUCUCGUCUCCAGAGGUCGACGAGAAAGAUUAAUGACCGAGGAGAAAAUGAUGAGUGCCGAAGACCAAUGGUCCGAAAGUCCGUCCAGUAAACGAUACUCGACAUCUUCGAGAAGUUAUGAUGAAUUUCAAAAGAGCAACACUAUCUCUUCUGGACGACGUUACGAUCACGAUGAUCGUUCGGUUUCCAAGAUGGAUCCUCGACUGGAUCGCAUUCAGAAUGGAAAUUAUCGCGAUCGCCGAAGGCGAAGUACCGACGACGAGUACUCUGAUAGAAAAGUUAAUACGCCGAACCGAGCACGAGUUACGAGCUCAUCUGAAGAUCAUUUCGAGAGGGUGGAGAACGCUUUGAAAAGGGCGUCAUCCCUUCGAAGGGACAUAAUGUUGGAUGAUCUGGAACGAUCCUCUCAUCGCGAUUCUCGUAGAUCGUCCUUUGACAGCGACGGUCAGAUUAAGAAGACGCCUUCUCGAGAAAUAACUUCCCCGAAAAGAACACCUAAAGAAAGAACGCGUCUUCUGGAAAGACAGUCUUCUCAAGGAGGACAUUCGGAUCGCGCGAAUAAGGACGAAGUUGAAUCACAUUUAACAAAAAAAGAACAACAAAGGCGCGAUAUCUCACGAGAGCGCGAACUCCUCACGAAAAGAGAGUCGUUCCGGCAAAAGGAUAUUGAUGAUUUAGACCAAACCUCCAACAAACGAAGUUCCGGAAAAUCUUCUUUCGAAUCCGACAAUCAAAGUGUCAGAAAAACGCCCUCUAAGGAAAUACCGAUAAGGAAAGAGAAGGACAAAGAAGACGCAGCAUUACCUGAAACAAUAGGUAAUCUUCAAGUUACGGACCGUCAGCGAUCGAUUGAUAAAGACCGUCAGUUGAAGGAUCCGAUACGAACUGCCGAAACUCAACAGAAGAGACAGGAUAGUACUGAGACGAAACAGCAGAAAACGCGAACUCAAUCUCAGAAGGAACCAAAGAUAGAAAAGAGAGACACGGUUGAAAGUACAAGUGCAUCAUCCAAGAAAAUCGCGUCCGGUGAGACAGUCGUGAUGGAAAUUCCGAAAGAGGAAUGGGCUUGCGAGCAUUGCACCUUUAUCAACAAGAUCAACGAUCGCGUCUGCGUGGUUUGUUGCAAGACGAGGAGCAGCGCUUUGCCACCAAGCAUCUUGAACAAUGACCCCGUGGCCGAGCCGAUUGAGCCGCGAGCACCGAAAAAUGAGAUAUCGAAUAACGUCGGCGAUCCCAAUCACGAUCCUGAGAAGCGGACCAAGAAGAUCUCCAACAGCGAAGAGAGCGGCGACAGCGGAUCCGUUAAGAAUAAAGAAGCGAUUGCUCCAGACAAUGGUUCUCUUGUAGAGAACUCUGAAACUACGAUGGCUGUAGCUUCGCAAGCAAAAGAAGCGUCGUUGAAAUCGGUAAAUGCGACAUCGCCAGUCGAUGAGAAUUUGUCCUUAGAAGCAUCAUCGUCAGUGUUAACAUCUUCUUCGGUUACAAAUACUUCUAAGGCAGACAAUACGAACACGAUGUCAGACGAGGAAAAGAUUCGAGGGAAACUUUUGAAGAGCCAUUCGAUAUCUACGGGAACAUCUCCUCCACCGCAGAGCAUCUCGACCCAAACUUACGACUAUCUCCCUGCAAAAGGAACUCUCAGAAGAUCCGCGUCGACAGCAACGUCAAAGAGUUACUCUUAUUACGAUGAUAGCGAUGGUGAGGAACAAGCCGGAUUCGUAAAUAGUCCCGAUUUGUAUCCACGAACAUUACAGGAACAGUAUCUUCAGCAGUUGAUAAUCGAUCACAGAAGCAGAGAGCGGAUCAGAAGAAACUCCAUCGACUCGUCUCACCUUUAUUAUCGUUCCAGGGAACCCAGCCAAUCAAGAUACACGGAGGCAGGUUCCAGUACCAGUCAAGCAGUCUCCACGUUGACCCGCCAAGGAUUGGAGAUAGUGGAGCUCUUGCGGGAAGCCGAGAAGCAGGGAUUCACGACUGAUGACGUUCAAGUCGCUUUGGCGCAAGGCGCACCGAAUCCUAUCGAGUGGCUUCAGACGCAGUGGCCGCAUCUGGUGGAGACUGUGCAGAUUUUGGUGAUCGCGCAGGGCAAAGAAUUGAAGGAGAAUAGCAUCGGUGUGCUCUCACCAGCCGAAGCGAAAGAAGCCCUACGAUCAGUCAAGGGCGACAUGUGGAAUGCAGUUGCGAUAGCUAUUCAACGCAGGCAGCAGAAAUGCGAACAGAUCAUGGCAAAGGGAAACUUUGCGCUCACAGACGUUAUCAGGGCUCUUGAUAAUAACGCUGGUAUCGAAGAUGCUACUCUGCUUGAGCUGCAGAAAAAUCAGCUCAAGCCUUUUUUAAUGAGGAUCUGGGGUCCUCCGGUCGGGGUGGAAAACGAGGAGGCUGCACCGCACGAAGACGCAGCGGGUGCGGUCGGUGGUGGGACGGGGCUUGAUUCCACGGAACAAGUUUCGAAUGUGUUCGAUACGGAGGCGCAGAAGCAGGUAAUGUCACCAAUUGUUGAUCAUUUCGUGGCGUUGCAGGCCGACUUUCAAAAGCAACUGGCAGCCCUCAGAGAACUGACCGAUAACUGGCGACACGAGAAAGAUCCCCCGAAUCAAUUGGGUAAUAAUAAGUCUGAUAAUCUGUACGACCACUCUGAUGAGCCCACUGUUCUAAUUGAUGCAAAUCUGGUCCCAAGGGCCGUACAACAAGCGCUCGACGUAGCGGAACCAAGCAAUCUUACGAUCACGCGGCAAGAACAGACGACCGUAGAUUCACGGGAUGACUCAAAGUACUCGUUGAACACUACGAAAUCAACAGAAGGCUUGGACCAAUUAGAUGCCGCGUUGCCCACAGAAAUUCCCGCAUCCACAGUCGAUGAUCUCGCGAAGACAAAUGCAAUGGACUCCUCACAUACGCUUGAAUACUCCUCGAAAAUUAACAACGCUGAUGGUUCCGGAGAAUCGACGAUUGACCUCGACAAAAGUGUUGUGCGAAUUACUGAAUCCAAUCUGCUAAAAUUUGAUGGUCAGAAGAACGACGAAGUGAAACAAACCGCGCGGUUGCACGAAGAGACGAGAGAAACGCGUGCUGACACCUCGACUACAUCGAUCGAUGAAACUGCAGUGGCGACGGAAGUUAUGAAUUUACUGGAGGGACAGGAAAGAUUAUUACCAAAUAACGCCGGAGUUGAAGUAUCCUUAUCACAUAGAACUUCUGCGCUUGACACAACGAAUAAUACGGAACCGGGUCAGUCCUCUUCUACGCGCCAGGAAACUUUGAGUGGUCCUGAAUUACUUUCUGAUAUAGCAAGACAGAGCACCGCGAUGGGGAAUAGCGAGUCACUCGUCGAAGUUGGGAAGUCUGUAGAAUUGAGCGGAGCACUUCGUAUCUCUUUCCCAAAUUCGAGUGUUCCCCAACGAGCCGAUAUAUUGCCGCAGCAUACAUCGCGGGACGAAUCCUCAAUCGCGGAUACGGUGAACGUGACGGAGAAAGUACACACGGGCGCAUCCGAAAGGGAUCUUUCCGCACGGGAGCAAUCUGAUCAGCGUGUCAUAAAGGAAAUCCCCACGCAGAACGACGGGCCGCACGUCGUGGAAGUUCUACUGUCUGCCGUGAAAUCACUGCCGGAACAGUUUUUAACGCCGUUCAUAACAGCGAUGCAAAUGCUGUCGCCCGGAAAAGGUGAUGUCAACGUAACUUCCGAUGUGCAACUUAUGAACCAAUUAAAUACUUUACACAGCCUGAAAAUUGACGAUCAUAAAACUACGACGACAACGGAUAUUCCACCAAGAAUUGAUGCUGAGGAGAAGCCCGUUUCUGCAGCCGUGCUUGAAAACAAAAUUGGAUCGCAGUCGCUUUCGGAAAAAAGUCAAGAAGGUAAACAUUUGGAGAAAGGUCCUGAAAAACUGAAAACCAACAAGAUUAUUGAUAAGGAGAUCGCAAGAUCUAAGGUUCCGGAAUUUCGGAUGGUGAAGUCUCGGUCGAGCGUUCCAGACAUUAAGCAACAACAUCAGGAUGUCAGAUCGGUAGGUACAGACACGAACGAGUCUAACAUUUCGCGAACUAACAUCGCAACGGAUCUGACGUUUUCCGAUUCGAUGAAUGUAAUGGACAAAGACACUCCUGAAAAAUCUCGGGUUAUGAACGAGGCGGUAACAUCAAAUGUAGGAGUAGCUGAAGCGUCACAAACGGACGUCGCCGGGGAAAUAUAUUCACGUAAGAAUUCUUUAGAGAUAGUCGACGUGUCUGCAAGAAGUAAUAAUCAAGGAGACUCUGUCGGAGACGAAAUCGUAUCGAAGGCAAAAUCAGUUGAGGAAAUGCAUUCAGGUGAAUUAUCGAGUUCUCACGUACAACCGUUAACAAUAUCUUCAACGCAUGAUCAAUGUGUCGUCCAAAAAUCUCUCGAGCUUACAUUCGAUAAUUGCUCGACUGAUGCAUCAUCAUCAUCAAAGGAAGCAGAAAGCCCUUCCGAAAAAGCAUCUCAUGAAAAGCUUCUCGUUGAUAAUACAGACAUUGAUUCACUCCUAAAAAAUAACUCGUCACGAGACAAAAGUUCAUUAGCUUCUAUAAAUGAUUUUAACGUGGAAAAAUCUACUUCUCAAUCAAUAACGGAAAUAAAUGUUUCACAAGAAGACUCGAUCGUUCAUAAUUCUAACGCUGAUCAUUCGACUGUUUCAUAUGAAGUAAUAAUGAACGCGACUAAUAUGGCAAAUAAACAGGAUAUUAACAAACCGGACGAGCGACAAUUAAACGAUUCAUCUCAUGCGCAUGUUUCAACGUCAGCUUCACCAAUCUCGACAACUUUAUCUCUCACAAAAGUAAAUUCAUCUUCUGAUCAUCCUCUCGACAUUAAAUCACCGCUCGUCGAAAUAUUCGAUAAUCAAGGAACGACAUUGCGUCAUGAUAAAAAUGAUACAAAGCCGAUCGUUUCGAAAAAUGCGGUGCACGUUUCGGAAAAAGUAGAACAGACAAUUUCGGUCACAUAUCACACUCCCGCGAGCGACGAUAAAAAUGAAACUACGUUGAAAGAAAACGUGCCUGUUGAGCAAAAUACGGCCAAUAAUUUAUCCAUUACUCAAUCGCGGACCAUUGAAAGUAUCGUACCACCAUUAACACAUUCGCACGCCGCUAUGGAAAUAAAUUUAAAUAAUCUACGUAAUGAAGAGAAGGAAAUUAUAUUUGUCUCGGCAAAAUCUGACAAUUUAAUGAUUGAACAGACCUCAGAUGUUCAAUCUUUAACAGAUUCACAGAAUAUUAUAAAUCAAGAUCAAUUAUCCAAUCCGACAAAUAAUCAAGAAAUAAUUACACUUCCACAUAAUCACAUAACGCAUACAAAAAUAAUAUCACCCUCUUUAUCAAAAAAUAAUCUUGAUGUUAAUACUUACCCUAAAAAUAUUUCGCAUCUUGAAAUAUCAAACAGCUUUAGUGAUCUCAAAAUUUCAAAAGAUAUUAAAAUUCCAGAGAAUAGUGAAACAGUAUCUAUUCCUGAAAUUUCAAAAUCUAUUGGUAACAAUUCUGUUGCAAAUAUUAAUAACUUUCCCGACGAAAAUAUACAUAGUCAAUUAAGUGAAUUAUCAAAUAGUAAUAAUGAUAUACCAGAUAACACAUCUCCUCGAUUAUCUGUCGAACAUGUUCUCUCUUUAGAAUCGAAAAAAAGUAUUUCGAAUCUCAUAAAUCCUGACGAGGAACUUCAUUUUAGAGACGAAGUUUCUCAAUCUGACGAUGACAAGAGACAAGACAUAAAAAUGUCAAAUUCAACGACAAGAAAUAUCUUACAUGCGCUUAAAAAUUUCAAUAUAUUCUUUACAACACCGACCGAGGAGAGAAAUAUCGCUUCAACAGUCAACGAAGACUCCUUCCCGGAUUCUAUUAUAGCAAAUGUCAACGACGCGACGCCCGGAAUACCUGACACUUUUGAAAUAAAGGUCUCAGAAUCGCCAGUAACAACGGUAAAUGAUUGUGCGCCGAUAAAAAAUAUCGCAAAUAUCGUUGAACGCGAAACGGGUCAGAUUGAAGGUGUUGAUACAAUGAGGAAUGCGAAAAAUGUCGAUUCGUCCGGAAAUGAAAUUUCAAUCAUAGCAUCUAACGAACAGGUUGAGCCAUCAAAAUUAUCGAAUAAUGAAAGUUUGAUAGAAAAAAGUACAGAACAAGUAAAUCAAUUUCAUAAAAGUGUGAUCGCGAAACCCGUUGUGAAUUGUAGAUCGAGAUCGCCUCUUAAAAAGAUCGUUCGAAGAAAGUCGCCCGUUAAGAUAGUAAAAAAAUUAGCAAGCGUACCGAAAAAAAAUUUAGCGUGGAAAAGCACAAAUCCGUACAGUACGACCAUCACAAAAGUGAAAGCAACGGUUAGCGAAGUUACUAAAAGGUCGAAUCGAGCAAUGCAGUCCAAUGAAUCGCGAAUUAAAAAACUCUUAAAGCCCACCGCGAACGAUAAGACAGACAAUAAAAAUAAAUUAGUUACAAAAGAACCAGAUAAAACUGUUAAACAAUCACUGAAUAAUCCUAGCGUGCAAAAAACUGGCGAUACUACGGGCGAUAUUAAAAUAAAUGAUGAUAAAAAGGUUUCUAUGUCCAGUAUAGAAAAAAUAUCGAUAGUCAAUAACGCGACCAAUUUCGAUCCCCAAACUAAAGUACCUAUUGUUAAAAAAUAUAAUGGAAAUAAAUUGGAAAAUUUUAAAAAGAGAACGUCGAAAUAUCCUAAAAAUAUAAUUAUUGAAGAUAUUCGAAAUAAAAAUCCGGGAAGCUCAAAAAAUGUAAAAGCGGAGACUUUUGAAAAUCAAGCAAUAAAGAAGAUAAAUCACAAAAUUGAAUUUUCGAACGACGAUAAAGUUUUAAUAAAAAUGGAAAAAUGUAAUUUAAAAUCUAAAACGUUUUUACCAUCAAAAAUACCCAUUCUAAUGCGACGAAAAAUCACGCAAUUAACAGAUAGUGCCUCAUCAAACUUUUCUAAAAUAAAUUUAAAUGACACGUCUUUAUUAAAGAACGCAUCAACUAAAUUGCCAGUAAUGUCGCCAGCAAUUUCGAAAUUAUCUUUAAAAAUUCCGGAAAAAGCUAAUGUAUCGAACUCGCCAACCAUGCAGAAAAUUGAUUCUAAGGAUACUGACAAACUGAAGAGAAAUCAAAUUAAUUCUAAUGAUAGAGCAAUUGAAAUUACAGAAAAUGUGAAAGACAAGCAAAUCUUGGAAGAGAAUCAUGCUAAAGAAAGUACUGUGGAAAAUGAAGAAACCGAAGAACCUCCGAAAGUUAAGUCAAUAGAAUCGGAAUUAAACGAGAAUUCACAAGCGUCGAACUCGACGCAUAACGAUCCGUCCGCAGAUCUUGGCAAACAAUUGGAAGUCGAAAACGCAAUCGAGGAAAGCUCGGAUGCUUUCAACUCCGAUUCCGAGUGUUCUGAAGAGGACGAAGACACAGGAACGGCGAAGUACAUUUCUGAUCAUAACUCGGAAUACAAUUCUGUCGAGGAAUUCACGGACGCGGAGUUGUUGUUGGAGAAAACGUUAAAUGAGAUAAGGUCUGAAAUAUCGGAGUCUGAAGAAGAGUGCACAAGCGAAUCCGAAGAAAGUGAGGUCGUCACUUAUUCGUACGAGACGGAAAGCCACGAUCAUGAUUCUACAUCGUCCGAAGACUCGGUCGAUGAACAGGAGAUUAAGUCAAGUGAAUUGGAAGAUUCGAUGGAAGAUGUAUAUGAAGAAUUAUCGUCCGAAGGGGAAGAGACGAAUGAACAAGUCGAAACUUCGCAACAAGUUGAAGUGCUUGAUAAAGAGACCGACGUUAUAAUACACAACGAAAUAAAUGACAAUGAAACCAGCAUUUCGAACAGAAUGGAGAGUAAUUCUCAGGUUACGCAAGAUAAAGAAAAUAAUUUGAAGGCACCAACGAAAGCUGCUACUACAGUCGUAGAAUUACCUCGGACGGAAAUAAACUCGGAAAUUAAUGAAAACACAUUAGAAAUUUCUCAGAAUCUUAAAGUAGAUUCUAACAUUGCUGUAAUAGAUUCGGCGACAGCAUCUUCAGCGAAUAUCAAGCAAGAUACAAAUUCUAAAGAAAAUAUCCAGUCACAAAUGAAUGGCUCGAAGAAGAAUGAGACAAAGCUUGAAGUUGUGAGCGAAAUCGAGCAAAGAGAUCAAUCGACAAUGCAGACCGACGCGAUAAAGACACUGAGAGUCACGAGCCGCGAGUCACGAGAUAAACGCGUGAAAGUAGGUCGAAGAGCGAGUACGGGUAGUAAAGAGGUCAAAAUCGAGAAAGAUGAUACAUUAAAGGGGGUGGAUCGGGCGCGAGCGCCCAAGAAACGAUUUUCCCUCGUAGCCAGUUUCAUCCGUCGGUUCGAGGGCGAAGAGAAUGCCGAAAGGGAAAGCAUCAGGCGCAAGAGACAAGGAUCUCCCAAAACGGAGCGGGAGAGAAUAGCGCGUCGUCUCCUGGCAGAGGGUCGAGCCGCGAAUUACGAUGAGGCCGAGGUCGCCGCUAGUUUGCUAACUCUCAAGUUCGGGGACACCGAAGCACUCCAGGCCGCGAAAGAAUGCUCCAGCAUAGAAUCGGCGCUAGCUUUCUUGCAGCAGGAGUGCGAGCUGUGCACCGGUCGUUUCGCGAUGAGUCAAAUCGUGUCCAUGCUGAAGUGUAUACAUCGCUGCUGCAACGAAUGCGCGAAGAAUUACUUCACCAUUCAGAUCAGCGACAGGAACAUCACAGAUGCCGUUUGUCCGUAUUGCAAGGAGCCUAAUCUCAAGGAUGCGAGCGAAGACGAAGUUCUAGAGUAUUUUAGCAAUUUGGACAUCCAAUUGAAGACUCUGCUGGAUCCGCCAAUACAUGAGCUCUUUCAGAGAAAACUCAGAGAUCGGACUUUGAUGCAGGAUCCAAAUUUUAAGUGGUGUAUUCAGUGUUCAAGCGGAUUUUAUGCUGAUCCUGAUCAUAAGCGCUUAAUCUGUCCCGAUUGUCGAUCUGUCACUUGUGCUUUUUGCCGAAGACCGUGGGAAAAACAACAUGAGGGAAUCUCAUGCGAGAAAUUUGCCGCUUGGAAGGAUGAGAAUGAUCCCGACAAUCAAGCCGCAGGUUUGGCCAAACAUUUGGCCGACAAUGGCAUCGAUUGUCCUAAAUGCAAAUUUCGUUAUUCGCUGUCUCGAGGAGGUUGCAUGCAUUUCACGUGCAGUCAGUGUAAAUAUGAGUUUUGCUGCGGUUGCGGCAAGGCUUUCAUGAUGGGAGCAAAAUGUGCGGUCAGCCCUUAUUGCGCUAAACUGGGCCUGCACGCCCAUCAUCCACGCAACUGCCUCUUCUACCUUCGUGAUAAGGAGCCGGCGCAGUUGCAGCAGUUACUCAGAGAAAACGACAUCAAUUACGACACCGAAGGAUCCGUCGGACAACGCAAAUGCAAGGUGCAACUGCAGAAAGAAACGCCGACCGGGGUCGUGGAUGCUGUGUGCAAUUCGGAUGUUGUCGAGGGCCACGCUGGUUUGUGCAGGAUUCAUUACGUCGAGUAUCUAGUUCGAAAGAUCCGUUUGACGCAGCUGGAACCGCUGCCCUUGCUAAACGUGGACGAUCUCGAAACGUGCGUGCGACGCGCCGGGCUGAAACUGCCCGCGAACUGGUACGGGCGCGACCCGGAGCAUUACAGGAACGACCUGGUUAAGGUCGUAAAGCAGGAGAUUCCACUGGAGUGACUGCGGAGAAUCU
Mycetomoellerius zeteki is the source of this 11223-nucleotide messenger RNA. It is a transcript of the gene LUBEL, whose product is annotated as Linear Ubiquitin E3 ligase. Gene Ontology annotation, cellular component: LUBAC complex. The record is from RefSeq and is a predicted model, not a curated record. Lineage: Eukaryota; Metazoa; Arthropoda; Insecta; Hymenoptera; Formicidae. Gene Ontology annotation, biological process: protein linear polyubiquitination. Gene Ontology annotation, molecular function: ubiquitin protein ligase activity; K48-linked polyubiquitin modification-dependent protein binding; linear polyubiquitin binding.